UCUCGCUAAAACACCGCGUCGAAGUCCACUUCUUUGGGAGCUUGAUUGCUGGUAAACUGAACUGUAGCGGAAUUAAGUGGAAUUUGAAUGUUGUUGGACCUCUUCGGCUCUCUGCCACCUCCUCGUAGACGCCGACAGAGUACCUCUCCUCGACGGCAAUUGCCCGUGGUCGGUGCCCGGUCAGCGAAGCAGGAGCCAUGCCUGUCCCCGCUGGAUACCUCAGCGACUCCACCGCCGCGGCCUUCACAUCCUCGGCCUCACUUAUCCCGCCGCCCCCGAUAAACACGCAGCAGCCCGGUGUUGUCACUUCGCUUCUGUACAGCGGUUCCAAAUUCAGAGGCCACCAGAAAAGCAAAGGAAACUCUUAUGACGUGGAGGUUGUUUUGCAGCAUGUGACCAUGGAGGAUUCCUACUUAUGUGGCUACCUGAAGAUAAAAGGACUAACAGAGGAAUAUCCAACACUGACCACUUUCUUUGCUGGAGAGAUCAUCAGUAGGAAACGGCCAUUUCUCACUCGGAAAUGGGAUGCGGAUGAGGAUGUGGAUCGUAAGCACUGGGGCAAGUUCCAGGCCUUCUACCAGUAUGCAAAGACAUUCAACUCUGACGAUUUUGACUACGAGGAUCUGAAGAACUCUGACUAUAUUUUCAUGAGGUGGAAGGAACAGUUUUUAGUCCCUGACCACACAAUUAAGGACAUCAGCGGCGCUUCCUUUGCGGGAUUCUACUACAUCUGCUUCCAGAAAUCCACAGCAACAAUUGAGGGCUACUACUACCACAGGAGCUCCGAAUGGUACCAGUCUUUGAACCUCACCCAUGUUCCUGAGCACAGUGCAGCAAUCUACGAGUUCCGGUGACCCUGGUCGGCGUUGUGGAUCUUUCUUUUGUUGGACUAAGACUUAAAAGCAAAGCAGAGGUCUGCAGACGCUACUAGGGAUUUGGACUUGGAGCAGUACAAACUUUUACAUGUUCUCAACCAGUGGGUGGACAGAUGAAGAUGAGUAUACAGGAUAUAAGGGACAAAUGAAUGUACGCAUGGAAACGCUGGAAAGGAAGAAAGUGCAGGUGUGCUCCCUGGUUGGAGCUUGUAAAGUCAGAACCAGCAGCAAAGACUGGGUGCGGUUCAUAUAGUGUGCCCCUUUCUUCAUUUCUUUUAAUGUCUGGCUUUAAAAAUGCUUGGCACAAUAUCUUGAGACACUUUAAGCUGAGUUGGGAAUUCCCCUUCUUAUUUUGCAAAUCAAAACGUAUCCAGCUUUCAUUCACUCGGAAUGAGCAGAAUAAACAGGUUCGGCGACCGUCGGACAAGGAUUCCUUGCAGGACUCUGUUCUUAUAAACACAAUCUCUAAAGAAGUAAAUCACCAUGUCGGUGGAGGAAAGCCAACACAGAAGGUUAGGUUUAUCAGGUUUUACAAUUGGAGCUUUAAUAAGCUCAUAAGCUAGAAAGUCAGUAUUUUUAAGCUAAGCUGGUUCUUCGUUUGCCUGCCAAGAGUAUAUGUUGUUGUUUUACUCUGAAUGAUGGUCACUGAGCGGCACUUUUUCUUUCUUUCUUUUUUUAAAAAUGGAUACAAUCUGAGAGACACAAGCUUUUCCCCUGUGUUUAUAAAACCGCGUGGGAGAUCAUCACAUAGGAUUGCUGUGGAUCUUAUUCUUUUGAGUUAUGUUUGCACAGGUUUUGUUUUUGUUACUAAAAUGCUUGCAGUUAGCGUUCUACACCUACAUCCCAGUACACAAGCUUCAAGGCCGCAGGUUUCACACUUUUCAUUUUCUUUAUUACAUGUGGCUUUAGAGCCACUACAAUCCCAUAACAGUAUUCAGAAGAGAGUAUUUUUUUAUCCCGCACUCUGCAUCAAACGAAAAGCUUUUUACUCCCCGUGUGUCGUUUUAAAUUAAGACCCCCCCCCUCCCCUCCCACCACCCUACAUUUGUCUCCUCAACUAUGCAACACUUUCAAGAUAGCACUCCCCAAAAGUAAGGCCCUGAUAUGUGAGAGGGAAAAUUUGAUUCUAUCCUUAGAGUAUAUGAAAUAGAACUAUCUUAAUUAAAAGGAAAUAUUUUUGUUAUAAAUAUAUGUGACAACACUCUCCUGCCUAAUCAUGUUCCCCUUCUAUUUGAUGGUGCCAUCUUUUUAAAGCUUAUUAGAGUUGUAUUAUAACAAAACGUGUUUGUUUGAGACUAACAUUGGAUUUGAUUGGUGGUGUGACUAUAAAGAGUGGAAUAUGGAUUUUAAAAAAAUCAUUUCAAAACA
Molecule: messenger RNA, 2243 nt
Organism: Neolamprologus brichardi
Lineage: Eukaryota; Metazoa; Chordata; Actinopteri; Cichliformes; Cichlidae
Product: glucose-induced degradation protein 4 homolog
Biological process (GO): negative regulation of gluconeogenesis; protein catabolic process in the vacuole; proteasome-mediated ubiquitin-dependent protein catabolic process
Cellular component (GO): GID complex
Source: RefSeq, a predicted model, not a curated record